Messenger RNA from Plasmodium malariae, 669 nucleotides. RefSeq names its product conserved Plasmodium protein, unknown function. The transcript has 7 exons. The record is from RefSeq and is a predicted model, not a curated record. Bases 1 to 669 code for a protein of 222 amino acids. Gene Ontology annotation, biological process: DNA-templated transcription. Lineage: Eukaryota; Apicomplexa; Aconoidasida; Haemosporida; Plasmodiidae.
AUGGCACAAAAUCCAUGGUAUGUAAAGAAGUCAAAAGCGUUAAGAACGAACAAGUUGGAAAAGAUCAUUAACAAGUUCAAUGAAGAAUAUUACCACUUAAUGUACAUACCCAAAUUUAAGUCUAUAAGAAGUACACUGCUAGGAAUUUUUGAUAACUCAGAUCUAAUAAUUGAAAAAAAAACAUUUAAUAUAGUAAGCAUAAGUUGCAUAGCUCAGAUACCACCACAAUCUUUAAAUAACGCAAAGGAUGGCAUAAGUAUUUAUUUAUCCAAAUUUAUGUUAAAAGUAAACCACGAUGUAGAAGGAUUUAGCUUGUGCUUCACAGAUAUUAAAUUAAAGGAGAAGGAACCGAAAAUUAUUAGCGGUGAUUCAUCAGUUAUGUUUUUAAAAAUUAGUUUUAAGCUUUUAAACUUGGUUUUAAAGGAAAACAGCAGAAUAAAAGUUAAAAUAAAUAAAAUUGAACCUUCGAAAAUUUAUUUAAACUUUUUUCAUAUUAUUGAGGCAACAUACUUUGAAGAGAUGUUAAAGUAUUUUCGUUAUGACCACAAAAGUAACACAUUUCGAAGGGAUAAUAAGAUAUAUUCUAUAAAUGAUGUUAUGAAUUUUACUAUAAAAAAUGUUACUUCCUCGGAUACAGGCUCAAAUGUUAAGUUAAUUGGUCAUAUAUAG